This is a messenger RNA of Strongylocentrotus purpuratus (purple sea urchin), 1326 nucleotides long. Its product is annotated as lactadherin-like. Gene Ontology annotation, cellular component: membrane. The transcript is spliced from 8 exons. The record is from RefSeq and is a predicted model, not a curated record. NCBI's taxonomy places the organism in Eukaryota, Metazoa, Echinodermata, Echinoidea, Camarodonta, Strongylocentrotidae. Bases 40 to 1326 code for a protein of 428 amino acids.
UGUGGAAUUGCCUCUGGUGGAAGAAGGGUGCCCUCAAGCAUGGGAGCUAUACUAAAGCUAGUUGCAGCCAUCGCUGUGGUAGUGAUUGGUGCUCAAACAGUCAGAGUAUCAGCAUUACAUGACAGAUGUCCUCAUGUGACCGUAUCAUGUCGUUUAAUCACUCUGGAGAGCGGUGAGACUGUACAGUUCAUCCCGAAACUCGUGCAACCCGAUCAAAAGUGGUCAAAAUCCGACCUCCCAGCAGGCUACCUGAUUCCUGAUGAUGUCCGGCGUUAUUAUUGCACAGAACCAGCCUGCCGCUCUAACCCUUGUUUUAAUGGAGGCAAUUGCGAGGAGACGGACACAGGAUUUACUUGUCUCUGCUUAGAUGGCUACCGUGGUGAAAGAUGUGCAGAAAAUGUACCCAUCUCCUCGUUAAAGCUUCUUGGUGAAAAGAUAAAUGAAGGAACACUUUCUUUAGCGUCCCACUCCAGUCCUAACACGUACGUGCUGGUACAUCAAGAUCUUUGGAACAGGAACUUAUCCCAAUUGGCAUGCCAGUAUCUAGGGUUUGAAGGAGUAUUUGCGACGUUGAGCGGUCCACUGUACGAGUCCUUGUCCGUCGAUGCUCCAGCUGAAGCCGAAUCAGUGAUCUGCCCUCCUAAUGCCACAAACAUCACAGACUGCUGGUUCAAUGAGACUAGAGUGGGACGGAUAAACGAGAGUGAAAUUAUUUCCAUUGUGUGUUGCCCCGUGAACCCGUGUAAUAUAUCUGGUCAACCACUCGGCCUUGAAAGUGGUGAUCUUCCCGAUUCUGCUUUAUCUACAUCAUCCUGCUACUUGGAGUCCUAUUGCAGCCGUUUUGGCCGCCUGAACUCUGAGGCAGCCUGGAUCCCAGAAUCUUCCGACAAAUCCCCAUGGAUGCAGGUCCAGUUUGAGUCAAGUUAUAUCGUAACGGCCAUAACGACUCAGGGUAUAAAUGAGUCUGAUCAGUGGGUGAAGUCAUACACCCUUUCGUCUAGUUUUGACGACAUGACUUGGACUAAGUAUUUGAACGUAUACUCUAGAGAAGUUGAGAUAUUUCCGGGAAAUUAUGACCGUGGUUAUGUGACUCACAUGCUUGCUAGGCCGGUAGUUGGACACUCUUUCCGGAUCCAUCCGAAGACUAAGUUCGUAGUCAGAUCGUAUGUAGCGUGCGAUGGGUUUAACUCAAAAAUCUCCCUCACCCAAAUCCUCUCCGAGAGCGGAGGCAAGCUCAAGACAUUUCCAGGUGGGCCAUCGAAUUUCGCUGCAUGCGACAUGUUUCACUGUGUCAGUUGGUUGGUAGUGGCACCUUAUCCGGUGUAA